AUGUUUAAGAAACCUCACGUCUUCUGCUUCGGCGGUUUGCAUUUGCUAAAUCCGUCAUGUCCCUCAUCACCAGCUUAUCCACGCCCCGGGCGGCGCUCUCCGCACCGGUGUUAUGCCACUGCUGAUGGCUUCCGUGAAGGUGACCUCUCCUGGCCAUCCUCCUCCUCUUUUACUCCUUACGAUGUGUUCAAGCAAGACCGGAAUGCUCCAUAUUCGAAGCACAGGUUCUAUGAACUAGUCAAGAUUUACCACCCGGAUCGACCGUGCAAUGAUCAUCCGCUAUGCAGAGAUCUCUCUCCCGAAACGAGAGUGCACAGAUACCAUAUUGUAGUCACAGCUCAUGAAAUUUUAUCUGAUCCAUCCAGGCGAGCGGCUUACGACCUGUCCGGUGCUGGAUGGAACCUCCACCCGCAAGGUCCACACCCACCCUGGGCUCAGCCGGGCUCGCGGGAUUGGAGUCCCAUCUAUGCUAAUGCAACUUGGGAAGACUGGGAGCGAUGGCAGAAUCGUUACAACGGAAAGCAGCAAACGAUCGUCGACCAUCGCACCUUUGCGCGAUUGAUCAUACUGCUGACCCUGCUGGGAGGUGCGCUCCAAGCGUCCUGGAUCAACAAACUAAGUAUCGGACAUGAAGAUCGACUCCAGCAACUCAAUGAGGAAACUAUGCGACUUCUGGCGGGACGGCGGGAAAAUACUGUGAAGCAGAUGCCAUCGUCAGAAGCGAAAGUCCAACAUUUUCUGAUCCGGAGAGAUCCUUCCGGUGUUGGGUUGAAGGGGCAAGAGCAGCAGGUCUACCAGAAGGUUCUCUAUCCCCGAGAGUUUGUCUCUGAAGAAGCGGAGCCAGUGAAGACACCAGGCAAUACGACCACGGAAACUAAAAAGCCAGACCCAACUUCCUAAAGCGCUGUGCUAUUGUUUGAUGUAACUUAUAUUAGGCCGAGAGGUAGAUACGACGAUUGAUAAAGGAUGAUUACCGUCCUGUACAUAUGAUUCUUUGAUUCUCAUGACUUCCCUAGGCUAUGAUGUAAAUUCGGUAUAACAAGCUGCAUAAAAUUGCAUAAAAUAGACUAAUCUCAAUAAUCAAUCAAUCAGAUUAAAUUGUACCUUCGGCUGGACCCGUCGAGGACCGCAGCAUACCGAGGCUCGCCCUGAAAGAUUAGAUUCCGUUUAAGCAGUCGUUGCGAGACAAGCGGCGAUCUCUUCGAUCUCCGCUUCUUGAACUCCUCACUCCUGUUUCUUUUU
Aspergillus pseudonomiae is the source of this 1242-nucleotide messenger RNA. RefSeq lists its product as uncharacterized. The transcript has a single exon. The coding region runs from base 1 to 900 and encodes 299 amino acids. The record is from RefSeq and is a predicted model, not a curated record. NCBI's taxonomy places the organism in Eukaryota, Fungi, Ascomycota, Eurotiomycetes, Eurotiales, Aspergillaceae.